AUGGACUUUUACCUUACAGAGGAAGAAGAGAAACAAACAGCAGAUCUCACGAGGGCCGCGUACGAUGCCUGGGUUCUGGUAAAUGACUAUUUCUCCUGGGAGAAGGAAUACCAGAAUUAUCAGGCCAACGGAAGCACCGGCCAAAUUGCAAGCGCUGUUUUUCUGUUUAUGAAGUGGCACAAUGUCGACCCCAUAAUAGCCAAGAAGAUGCUUCGGACUGAAAUCAUUACCCGCGAGGAAAAGAUUCGCAACAUUAAGACUGAAUACCUGGCUCGCGGAAACAUCACAGACAGAAUUCUAAAGUGGAUUGAUCUGCUGGUCCUUGUGACAGCCGGGAAUUUUGUGUGGAGUAUGACCACCGCACGUUACGACGACAAAGCCCAGGAUGCUUACCCCGGACUAAGGGCCACGAAAAGAGAAAAAAACUAUCGCUUGGGUUUAGACGCUCCAAUUAUGCCCCGCACAGUAGCAGUUGCUCUUAAGCAACCUCCGAAAUCGAAGCACAUUCGCUCGAAUAGCUCGGGAUCUAGUACCAAUGUCCAUACCAGCAGCCCACAUACAAGUGAUAAUCUAUCCCAGUGGAGCUAUAAAGAAGAGACUGCUGUCACUCUAUCCUCAUACGAGACAGUUGUGCUAGAGCCUUAUUUCUACAUACAAUCGCUACCAUCAAAAGGAAUCAGGAAUGUUGCCAUCGAUGGCCUUGACGUCUGGUAUCAAGUCCCAGAGCGAUCCUUUAACACAAUCCUGGAAAUUACGGAUACUAACACGCCUAGGAUCGAUGAUAUACAAGAUAACUCACUAUUAAGACGAGGCUCGCCUGCUGCGCAUGCCAUUUUUGGGAUUGCCCAGACGAUAAACUCUGCCAGUCUUUUGUUGAUGAAGGCUUUGAAAGCAGCAACAUCUCUGUCCCCAGAUGCUGUUUCUAUUUUCACAAAGAGUCUCAUAGAAGGUCAUAUUGGCCAGGGAAUGGAUUUACAUUGGACAAAUCAGACAAAGAUCCCAACCGGAGAGGAGUACUUCACUAUGGUUGACGGCAAAACUGGUGGCCUCUUCGUUCUCAUUGCCGAGCUAAUGCGCUCUGAAGCAACUACGAACAAAGAUCUUGAUGUGAAACUACUUAUGAACACCGUUGGACGUUUCUUUCAGGCCCGCGAUGACUACCAAAAUCUCCAAGACGCAGAUUAUACGGAACAAAAAGGUUUCGCAGACGAUCUGAGUGAAGGCAAGAUCUCUCUACCUCUCAUCUUCGCUCUAGAGGCGGAAGGGCCACAGCGUAGUCGGCUGCUCAAUGUCCUACAGCAACGAAAGGCUACUAAUUCUCUAUCCGUUGAAUUGCGGAAGCUGGCAUUGCAGGACAUUAUAGCCGCGGGAGGACUGACACGCACAAAGGGUAUCAUACUCAACUUACAAGAGGAAACUGAUGAAGAAGCGGCUGGAGCUUUGAAACAGGAGAAACUCGGUGGAAAUAAUGGGUUGCUGGAAUGCACCGUUAUAUAG
Molecule: messenger RNA, 1497 nt
Organism: Penicillium taxi
Lineage: Eukaryota; Fungi; Ascomycota; Eurotiomycetes; Eurotiales; Aspergillaceae
Product: bifunctional terpene synthase/polyprenyl synthetase family protein
Exons: 7
Coding region: 1-1497 (498 amino acids)
Biological process (GO): isoprenoid biosynthetic process
Molecular function (GO): prenyltransferase activity
Source: RefSeq, a predicted model, not a curated record